UAUAUCCCCCGUGUCAAGCAUCAUGAAAGGAUUACGAAGCACUAUAUUGUCCCUGGCCGUCCUGGUCAGCGUGGCUCUGGCCAAUCCUCACCGACGAUUGGUGGUCCGUUCGGCUCCUUCGUUCUUCGAACUUCCAAGACGUUUAGUGGUACGCCAGGCACCAAUUUUUGACCCCCAAUCGGCGCUCCCUAAGGAUGUGGCAGGGCCAGUGAGUCAGUCGGAGGAUUCCAGCGUGCCAAUCUUCGACCUCGAAGUAGUUGGACCGGUCGAUAAUGUCCCUAAAGAAGAUGCACUAGCUGCCGUACCGGUUCCAGUGGUUGCGGAGCCUCGGUCAGAUGUUGUUGCGGAAGAAGCUGUAGCCGCGGAAGCUGCGUUGCCGGUUGAUGGAGUCGUUGUACCCGAAGACAUUGUCCCGCCAAUGGUGGAAGCUGAGGCAGCUGCAGAAGAGCGUGCCGCGGUGGAACAAGCCGUGGCUGUCAGUGAAUUCCAGGAUGUAAAGAACAAACUUAACAUCAUUAUGGAACGCAUCGAAAUGCUGCACGAGAUGCUGAGUGCUCUUCAAGCUAGCAAAUCAAAUGCACAAUAAUCUUGAUUUUUUUCCGCUAGCGUACGAUUUCCUGAAUUAUUAACUGCACAAUGAUAUAUGAAUCAUUUCACGAAAGGAUACAAUUUUGAAGCACAUAGUAAACAAACUUAGAAGAUUUUUAUCGUCAGAAAUAAAGUUCAAAAUUCCCGCAAAAA
Toxorhynchites rutilus septentrionalis is the source of this 741-nucleotide messenger RNA. RefSeq lists its product as uncharacterized. NCBI's taxonomy places the organism in Eukaryota, Metazoa, Arthropoda, Insecta, Diptera, Culicidae. The record is from RefSeq and is a predicted model, not a curated record. Bases 23 to 586 code for a protein of 187 amino acids. The transcript has 2 exons.